Messenger RNA from Cryptotermes secundus, 962 nucleotides. It is a transcript of the gene mRpS34, whose product is annotated as 28S ribosomal protein S34, mitochondrial. Gene Ontology annotation, molecular function: structural constituent of ribosome. Gene Ontology annotation, biological process: mitochondrial translation. NCBI's taxonomy places the organism in Eukaryota, Metazoa, Arthropoda, Insecta, Blattodea, Kalotermitidae. Gene Ontology annotation, cellular component: mitochondrion; mitochondrial small ribosomal subunit. The transcript is spliced from 4 exons. The coding region runs from base 45 to 626 and encodes 193 amino acids. The record is from RefSeq and is a predicted model, not a curated record.
GACAAGUGAAGGCGUAUUACCCGUCGUGUAUAUAUAGAGUAAAUAUGCCGAUAAAAUACAUCGGGAGAACCACAUCUUUUAAGGGGAAGACGUUAUGGGAAAUUGUUGGAAACUUGAAGAAUUUUGGUGUGGGAAGAAUUGUUGUGAGAAGUGUUUUUGAACGCUAUCCUGAACCAAGUUACCUGAAAAUAUGUAAAGUUGAAGGAUUAGCAAAUGAGGAUCCUCGUAAAGUUCGAGUUUGGGCUGAGAAAGUUUUUAGAGGCCGCAAAUAUCCCAAAAUUGUAGAAGUAUGUAGCGUCUCAUAUAAGGCAGAUUAUCGAUUGAUUCCAAAGGAUGAAGAAGAAGAAUAUUGCAAGACACAGUCUCAUCUUCCAUUGGAGAAAGUAAAAAUCUUACCUCGGACUGUGCCAUUUCCGCCUUUGUUGAGGGAAUUGAUUCUUGCUGAUCGCCGCGCUAAAGGAGAAGAUGUGACGAAGGAACCAGAGAUGGAAAUUCAAUAUAACGAGUCUCGCGAUGGUUUAUCAAGGAGGGCACAAGAGGGUGAAGUCCCAAAUGUAGAGUUUGAGCCAGGCAUAGGUGUGCCUCGGACCCCAGAACUAUAUGCCAGCGUGAAACGCCAACUGUAACUGAUGCAACUCUUGGAUGUCAGGUUGAUGAUACACUAGAAAUCCUCUUAGAUCUCAUGAUGGGAGGUGCUUCGUGUUUUGACAACAGCCAAGACAUUGGAUAAUAAAGUGUUGGGUUCUGCAGUUUCUGAUGUGACUUGACAUGGGAUUGUUAAAAAAUUCUGAAGACAUUUCUAGUACACCUCAUUUUAACUCUUUGACUGGCGCGGGCGUUUUAACGCCCGGACGAUGCCAGCUGUUCCCUGGUGUUGGCGUGUUUUGACGCUUUGACAAUCUCUUCCCUUCUUUGCUCUCUUGGCACUCAUCAACCAAAGACAUAUAUAUGAUAGUUUUUGU